Messenger RNA from Clonostachys solani, 537 nucleotides. The record is from the annotation of a GenBank genome assembly. NCBI's taxonomy places the organism in Eukaryota, Fungi, Ascomycota, Sordariomycetes, Hypocreales, Bionectriaceae.
AUGAAAACUGAGGGCUUGGAGAAUGGGGACAAGCAAUCAUUCCGAUUGAUAUUGCCAGUUUGUGCUAAACCUCAGGCUACAGGAACAUCAGAGAUGCCCUUCCAGACAUUGCUGGUUGGAUUAGAGUUCCACUAUGUUCACUGCGGGUAUGAAUUGGAAGGCAUCACCAGAUGGGACCGUAGCCUGCUUGAUCCUAGCAUUGUCAAGAAGUUCAUUGAGAACUGUCGAGAACACCAUGGCAGCCAUUGCAACGAGCCUCUUUGGGCUGCGAAGAUCCCUCAGUUCUUCCGAGUAAUUGAUACAAAGAAUUGGUGCAUUCAAUUAGCUCCAGAAGAGCGGUUUGAGUAUCUCGCCCUCAGUUUCGUCUGGGGGGUGCCAUUGGGAAUACACAGCCAGACGGAUAUUAAACUUCUUCAACUCGAUACAGCAACUCUCACAGAAUUGGAGCAGAUGGAUUCAUUACACAAAUACUCUAUCCCAGAAGUCAUCCUGAAUGCUAUUAAUUUCUGCGCUGAUCUCGGCUACCAGUAUCUUUAG